Messenger RNA from Magallana angulata, 2588 nucleotides. RefSeq lists its product as uncharacterized. The transcript is spliced from 2 exons. The record is from RefSeq and is a predicted model, not a curated record. The coding region runs from base 1 to 2082 and encodes 693 amino acids. NCBI's taxonomy places the organism in Eukaryota, Metazoa, Mollusca, Bivalvia, Ostreida, Ostreidae.
AUGCGCAGUACGAACGGGGUAGAGGAAUACUGGCGCAGAGGGAGUGAGGGAAUGAAAAACAUGUCAGAGUCAGUGUUUGUGGGACUGUGUGAGAUAAUGGGGACCUCACAACAGGUGGCCGGAAGGAGGGAGGGAACGGUCAUCAGGGAAAUGGUGAUCAGACGAAUUACACCUAAUGAUGGGAUCAUUCAGAUGGAUAGUGGAAGUAGGAAAGAAGGUUUCAGGCUGAAGGGAUCAGAUAUGGACACUAUGUUCUGGCCAAACAACCACCGAGUGAUCAUGGACAUGUCUCAGUCUGAGUACUACAACACAGCCAAUACAACUUUGAUUCUCUCUGACAGUUCUGAGAGUCCACCAGGAUUCACUUUACUUCAGUUAUUGACACCAUCAAGAUACAAUGAAGUCCAAUCAGCGUGUGUUAGAAUAAACAACAGAGUCUAUAUAUCUAGUUCUAUAUACAGAGGGUUAACUGGUUCAAUUGUAUUUUCUGAUUCCCAAAUAUGUGGACCCGUUAGUACUGGUAUUAGAAGGGGAGUAGAAUAUGAUCAUGCCUGGUGUUUUGUCUGUGACUUUUGGCCGCAGUCUGCAUGCUCAUGGCUAGACCGAUGUCACUCCUGGCCUGAUCCUGAAGUUGUCAAUGACAUUUUCAGAAAUGGAUGUCACUAUAUACCAAUAGGCGCAAGAGGACCCCCUGAGGAUGAAGAGUGGAAGAUUUUUUUUUCCAAGGCAGAAUUUAAACUUGUGUCCUCAAUGAAUCACAGUCAGUUUUUGACUUAUGGAUUGCUUAAAAUAUUCAAAAAGGAAGUUAUCAAUCACGAAAUUAUUUUUGGGCAAUCAUUCCGUGCAGAUACCUGUGGAUUGUUGAGUUCCUAUCACAUAAAGACAGCAAUUCUUUGGACCAUUCAACAAAACACACUACCUCAUUGGAAUCCACAAAAUCUUUUAGCCGGUUUCUGGGUCUGCUUUAAACUCCUUCUUAAAUGGGUGUAUGAGGGAGUUUGUCCCAACUUUUUCAUCCCACAAAGCAAUUUGUUCCAGAGAGAAAUCCAUGGCUCAGCACAAAACAAAUUGUUCCUACAGUUACAUGAAUUGUACAACAAAGGUCUGGCCUGUCUGUUAAAGAGUCCCUCUAUCAGGUCCUACAUCAUUGAUGUCAUGUACAAUCCCAGACUCUCUCUUUGUACAGAUGAGAUUGUUAUGUCCGAAGUUGAUAGUGAUCUAGAACUUGUCAAACAAUGUUGUUCAACUGAUAAUCUGAUCUCAGACCUUCGUCCCCUUGUACAAGCUAUACUUCAAGUAGAACAAUUGGUAGAUUCUCCUCUGUGUCAGUAUCAAGCUGUCGCGUUACGGAAUCUUGCAUCUGCCUUCUUUAAGAAUACUGCAAUUAUAAUACAUAACAUACACACUAACACGGGUGUUAACAAAGAUGUAUAUACUGCUGACAAAAUGUCCUGUCGCAUGCUGAAAUUAGCAGCCAAGUUUGGGUGUAUAUCUGACAUGUUGUACAUUGCCAUGUAUUAUUACAAGACACUCAGAUACAGGGAAGCUUUAUCUGUUAUAGAGGUUACAAAGGUCAAGUUAGCACAGCCAUAUCUAAUGUAUAGGGGACAUGUAGACAGAGAGAUGUUUACUGAAGCUGUAGGCGGACAGUCAUGGUCUGUAAAGAUGAGACAGGCUGUAGCAAUGGAUAUCAAACUUAGAACACUAAUCUAUUAUAUCAGUGAACUAACACCAGAACAACAGUCUGCUGAAAAGAACAGGGAGCCUAUAUUAUAUGUCCCAAUAUUUGUGAUGUUACACUUCCUAGAGUUCCUGUGUCACAGACACAUUGAUACAACACUAUCACAAGCAGCUCUAGAUGAGCUACUGGUCGUAGUCCACUGUGAUCAGGGACUGUAUGUAUCUGAAUACUGCAGAGACAUCUCCUGGGAGAUCCUGGGGAUCUGUCAGCAGAUCACAGGGAACCUCCAGGCUGCUCUAUACUCAUACCAACAGUCACCCACACAAUAUCCAUUCCACAAAAUACAAACUGCCACACAGAGGAGAAUACAGGAUGUGGUUCAGUCAAUUCCAUUAACAUAAUACAAUAUGUUUAGAUUAACAUUACUAGAAACAUCAAUAUUUAUAUUUGAUCAGUGAAAAAGUGGUUCAAUAUCAAUUAAGAUAUGUUGCUAUUAUUACAUUGUAUUGUACAUGUGCUUAUGGUUAAUUAAACAUUACCCAACUCAAAAAAUUAUUUUAAUUAUAAGUUCACAUUGAAAUGUUAUUCUGAAUUAUUUCAGUGAUCCUCAAUUUUUUUUCUCAUGUUUUUGUUGCAAUACUUAACAAAAAUCUAUAAAUAAUAUAGUGAUUCCCAUUGUAUUACCGGUAUAUGUAUUUAUAACAUAAUAUUUACAUAUUAAAAGAAUCUUCACCAUUCUUUAAAAAUCCACUUUAUUUUAUUUGUUUUGUUUUUUUGCCAACGAUGAAAAAUUAGUUCUUAACUACCGGUACAUGUAGUUUAAACCGGUUUGUUUGCCUUCGAAUGUACAAACCUUAAGUUUCAAAUGCAUUGUUAAUGUCAACUCUAACACCUAAAAUAAAUAUUG